Molecule: messenger RNA, 4611 nt
Organism: Cyprinodon variegatus (sheepshead minnow)
Lineage: Eukaryota; Metazoa; Chordata; Actinopteri; Cyprinodontiformes; Cyprinodontidae
Gene: cntnap2b
Product: contactin-associated protein-like 2
Exons: 24
Coding region: 1-3885 (1294 amino acids)
Source: RefSeq, a predicted model, not a curated record
AUGGUCCUGCUGCUGAUGGUGACCUGGGCCUGCAUCUCCUCCUGCAGCGGAGCAGCAUCCAGUGAGUACAGCGGGACGGGGACCGGCCGGUACCGGGCCGGUCACUGGGCCAGGUACAGGGCCCGGUACCGGCCGGUCACUGGGCCAGGUGCUGGAGGCUGGACCCCUUUGGACUCAGACCGCUACCAGUGGCUGCAGAUAGACCUGGGCUCCAGGAAGCAGGUGGUUUCCAUAGCAACCCAGGGCCGCUACAGGAGCUCCGAUUGGACGAGUCAGUACCAGCUGCUGUACAGUGAUACACCCAACAACUGGAGGCCCUACUUGAAGAACGGAAACAUUUGGACCUUCAGGGGGAACAAUAACAGCGAAGAAGUUGUCCGGGAAGAGUUCCAGCAUCCCAUAGUGGCCCGCUACGUCCGCUUCGUCCCGCUGCACUGGAGCCUGAGGGGGCGAGCUGGAGUCCGUCUGGAUCUGUACGGCUGCUCCUACUGGGCUGACGUCAUCAGCUUCGAUGGCCACAGCAUCAUCUCCUAUCGCUUCAGGAGCAAAAAGAUGAAAACUGUGCGGGAUGUUAUUUCUCUGAAGUUUAAAACCACGGCCAGGGAUGGGGUGCUGCUGUAUGGGGAGGGACAGCAGGGAGACUUCAUUUCCCUGGAGCUCCGCAGGGCUGCGCUGGAGCUGAGCAUCAACCUGGGGAGCAGUCAGUACAAUCUGAUCGAGGGUCAGACCUCUGUGAGCAGUGGGAGUCUAUUGGAUGACGGUCACUGGCACUCGGUUGUCAUGGAGCGUCACCGUAGAAACAUCAACUUCACCCUGGACCACCACACCCAUCAGUUCAGGACCAAUGGGGAGUUUGAGCACCUGGACCUGGACUAUGAGCUGUCCAUCGGAGGACUUUCUGAAUCAGCCAAAGCUGCUGUGGGUGGGAAGCAGAACUUCGUCGGCUGCAUGGAAGGAAUCACCUACAACCAGGAGAACAUCACCAGCCUGGUGCGCAGGAGGAAGGUGGACACCUCCAGCUUCCGGAACCUGACGUUCACCUGUGCCGAGUCCACCUACUUCCCCGUCUACUUUAAUUGGUCGUCCUUCCUGCGGCUGCCGGGUCAGAGGGACAGCGACACGCUCUCAGUUAGCCUGUCCUUCAGGACGUGGAACCCCAACGGGGUGCUGAUGUUCACCCAGCUGGCCGAGGGGUGGCUGGAGCUGGGGCUGAUGGAGGGCAAGGUGACGGUCUACAUAAACGUGACCCAGAAGAGGAGCACCAGGGUGGACAUUUCAUCAGGUUUAGGUCUGAACGACGGCCAAUGGCACAGCGUCCAUUUGAACGCUCUGGACAACUACGCCAUGCUGACAGUGGAUGGGGACGAGGCGUCCACCGUGAGGACGGCCAUUCCUGCCCAGAUCAAGACCGGAGGAACCUACUACUUUGGAGGCUUCUUCGCCGCGGCUAACGGCGGCUCGCUGCAGCGCUCCUUCCAGGGCUGCAUCCAGAUGAUCCACAUCGAUGACCACCUGGUGGACCUGCGGGCCGUGGAGGAAGGUCACCUGGGAACCUUUGAAAACGUUAGCUUGGACAUGUGUGCUAUCAUAGACAGAUGCGUGCCCAACCACUGUGAACAUGGUGGCAGAUGCUCCCAGACGUGGGAGACCUUCAGCUGUAACUGCAGUGGGACCGGCUACACCGGAGCAACAUGCCACACCUCCCUGUAUCAGCAGUCCUGUGAGGAGUACCGGCAUCAGGGGAAGAGCUCGGGCCUCUACUGGAUCGACCCUGAUGGCAGUGGCCCCAUGGCCCCCCUCAGGGUCCACUGUGACAUGACAGAAGCAGCGGUUUGGAGCACGCUGAAGAACAACCUGCCUCCUCAGACGUCCGUCUCUGCUGUAGAGAGGAACGGGAAAGCAGCGCUUCAGAUCCUUUACAACGCCACUGAAGAUCAGGAAACAUGUUUUUGUAAAAAUGGCGCUCCAUUCACCUGGUGGGUGGGACGAGACAACAAGAGACAUUUCUACUGGGGGGGCUCGGGGCCUGGGAUACAGAAGUGUGCCUGUGGAAUAGGAAACAACUGCACAGAUGCCAAACACCACUGCAACUGCGACGCUGACCUGCGCAGCUGCACAGGAAGCUCAAUGCUGGUAUUAUCCUUUGAGUUUGGGGGAAAGCAAAUGGAGCUGACGGUCCAUUCACCAAACCCUCUGAAUGAUGACCAGUGGCACCGUGUGGAGGCUGAGAAGAACAUCAAAGAAGCUGUGCUCCAACUGGACGGUCAGUACAGAGAGGUCAAAGCAACGCCGGCGCUGGGACACACUCAGCUGGAGGUCUACACUGAUCUAUACGUUGGUGCUCUGAACGGUCAGAGGGGCUUCCUCGGCUGCAUGAGGGCUCUGAAGAUAAAUGGCGUCCUCUUGGACCUGGAGAACAGGGCUGAGGUGACUCCAGGGGUGAAGCCUGGCUGCCAGGGCCACUGCAGCAGCUACAGGAUGCAAUGCAGGAAUGGAGGGAAGUGUGUGGAGCGAUAUAACGGAUACUCCUGUGAUUGCUCUCUCACUGCCUACGAUGGACCCUUCUGCACUGACGAUGUUGGAGGCUAUUUUGAAGCAGGAACCCUGGUGCGAUACGAUUUCCUGUCGGAUCAUGGUGCAUCCCCACAGGGGGACCUAAAUGUUGGUCGUUUAGGUGAAGCCAACCUCACUCAGGAGGAGCUGGUCUUCAGCUUUAGCACGCACAGCGCUCCCAGCAUCCUGGUGUACAUCAGUUCAAGGUCUCGGGACUAUAUGGCCGUGGUGCUGCGACACAAUGGCUCUCUCCAGGUCCGGUACAGCCUCGGGGGACUACCAGAACCUUACACCAUUGAUAUUGACCAUCGCAACAUGGCCAAUGGACAGCCCCACUUCGUAAACAUUACCAGACGCUUGAGGGAGAUCCAUCUCCAGCUGGAUCACUACCCCAUGUCCACAUUCACCCUCCCAGAGGCUUCUGACGCACGCUUCCACCUGGUGAAAAGCAUCUUCCUAGGAAAGGUCUACGAAACGGGACAGAUUGACCCCAUUUUGAUCGAACGCUACAACAGCCCCGGCUUUGUGGGCUGCUUGUCCAGAGUUCAGCUCAACGACGUGGCGCCACUGAAAGCCGCCCUCCGUUCAGGCAUGAGCGCUCCCGUCAGCAUCCACGGCAUCCUGGUCCAGUCCAACUGCGGGGCCUCGCCCCUCACCAUCCCCCCCAUCCCAGCAGCUGGGGACCUCUGGCACAUGGAUUCAGGUGGAGCAGCUUCCCCCAUCAUAACCGGAAAGAUCAGCCCUGAUUCUGUCCCGCAGAAUUUUACUGUGAUUGCAGCUUGUCCGUUUCAUGGAUUUGACCGCAUGGCUCCUUUGCUCUCUGCAGAAACGGGACAGAUUGACCCCAUUUUGAUCGAACGCUACAACAGCCCCGGCUUUGUGGGCUGCUUGUCCAGAGUUCAGCUCAACGACGUGGCGCCACUGAAAGCCGCCCUCCGUUCAGGCAUGAGCGCUCCCGUCAGCAUCCACGGCAUCCUGGUCCAGUCCAACUGCGGGGCCUCGCCCCUCACCAUCCCCCCCAUCCCAGCAGCUGGGGACCUCUGGCACAUGGAUUCAGGUGGAGCAGCUUCCCCCAUCAUAACCGGAAAGAUCAGCCCUGAUUCUGUCCCGCAGAAUUUUACUGUGAUUGCAGGCGUGGUCGCGCUGCUGGUCGCGGCGGCGCUGUGCGUCAUGGUGCUGGUCGUCCGCCACAUGUUUCGUCACAAAGGUUCGUAUCACACCAACGAGGCCAAAGGCGCCGAGUCGGCCAACUGCGCCGACGCCGCCAUCAUCGUCAACGACCCGGCGUUCACCGAAACCAUCGACGAGAGCAAGAAGGAGUGGUUCAUCUGAUCAGCCUAGUUCUACAGCUUUGGGAGCAUGCACCCCCCCCCCUCCUGCGGAGGAGCCUUUAUUUCAUGAACUGUGCGGAACAGACACUGGGGGGCGGAGUUACGGCACGAAGCAGACGCCGACCUUCAUUCAUCUGACGGGGCGGAGGAAGACGCUUCAGCGGACGGAGGGAUCAAAGUGUCUUAGAGCAUGUUUCUCAUUUAGUUUCAUCAUUUUCUCUUUUAUUUAUAACUUUAUUUAUUAAAUGUUUGGCACUGAUUGUAUCCAGUUAUUGUGCCACAAAGUCGUUUUUAUAAGAUCUAUUCAAAGGAAAUCUUUAGUUUUUUAGAGAACUUUAGGUUCAGGCCUGUAUGUUGACAUGAUGAAGCCUGUCUAACUGCUCUACAUCUAGCCUGCUGAGAAAUACCGAUUUAAAAAUCUUCCUCUGCUGUUUGGUUUCAUGUUUUUGUUCAUAAAGGUUCGUCUUUCUAAAUGUUCUUAAGUUGCCAAACCUGGUUGAGCUUUGAGGCGGAAUGCAGACGAUCCGGAUGCUUCUGCAGAACCUGGAAAGCUUCCCAUCCUAGAACCAGACGUUUGGGUUUGUGCAGAGGAAGGUUCGUUAGCCUCGUUUAGCUCCUGACAUCUGAUUGUAUUUGACUUUGUAUUCAUUGAUUGUGUUGCUGUGCAAUAGUUGCCGUUUCUCAUCGUUUCCUUCAUGUUCUGUGGAUAAAAAAAGAAAAACGUCCA